Dioszegia hungarica is the source of this 1389-nucleotide messenger RNA. RefSeq lists its product as uncharacterized. Lineage: Eukaryota; Fungi; Basidiomycota; Tremellomycetes; Tremellales; Bulleribasidiaceae. The record is from RefSeq and is a predicted model, not a curated record. Bases 1 to 1389 code for a protein of 462 amino acids. The transcript is spliced from 7 exons.
AUGCAGAUGUCUCGGGUUCUGCCGGCGCAGGACCAAGGUCCGGUCAUCCCAGCUCGACUCGACAGCGAAUGUUCCGGCUCGAGUCCUCUGUCAUACCCAUCCGCACUCCUGUACCGCCCAAUACCACAUAAAGUACAGCCGUGUCCCGCAUCAGACAGCCUGGCAUUUGCUCUCGGAUCUCUUUCGGGAACAUCUGAGCGCACGCCUCAACAUCCCACUCGCGCUCCCAUCGUCUUCUUCACACCAUCAUCAAUCAUGCCGCUCGUCGUCGUCACUCGAAUUCGCCCACGACCAGGGAUCGUCCCCACAGAGCGCAUCUUUACCCACAUUUCCGACCAGGAAGCGCGUGGAUACAACACGCACUCGGUGCUCACCGUCCACAUCGACCGGAGGGGGGAUGCGGCAAUGAAGCGAGUAGGAGUUAUGGUAGAGAAGUCUCUGCUGGCUCGCGGUGUAACAGUCCACUUCCUCCCAAUCCACCAGCCCACUAUCGGCAAUCGCGUUCGCUACAUCUUCGCGACCCACCCCACACUCCUCCUCGAUGCAGACGCCCCACGGGGGUACGAGGUCGUAGACUAUCCCGGUCUAUUCAACCUAGUCUUCAACGGAGAGCUGCAGGCUCUGGCCUACGCCCGGUCCAGCCUCCACGUCCACCUUAGUCGGUUCCCUCUCCACGCCGAAAAGCUCAACGCAGAGCUGAAUCGCUACCCAAGACUCGCGGCCAACUACCUCCGGCUCAGCGCACUCUGGGAGCGCCCCGCGUAUGGAGCCAUCUUCCGGAUGGCCGUAGCGCCAGAGCCAGCAAGGGUUCCCACAUCAGCAUCCUCCGCAUCGCGCCCAGAGGCCCCUCUUCCUGCCGGAACCAUCAUUGCUCGGCCCUCUUCGCCCUUUGCGGAGACCAUGCCUGGCGCUUGGCCCUCGGACGUCCUUCCUCGGCCCGGCGGAUCGUCCUCUGCGGGUAUCGAUAUCGCCGCUGAGCCAGAGGCAGCGCCCCCUGUCGCUCAUCCUAGGCGGAACAGGGGUAGGGCUCAGCUGGCUCGACCUGUCCCGGUGUCAACGAAGCCCUCUGCAUCCAUCAAGUGCUUCCCCUGCGGGGGGAAGGGAAAGGGGGAUCUGGAACCACGGCAUGCUCAAAAUGCCAUGGGAAAAGGCGUCGUCGCAAGUGAAAUGGUUGCGGAUAGCUCGGAUGAUGAGGGGUUGAUUCCCGCUCGCGCUCCCCUCCGGCGCAGGAUCAAGGCGGAGCCGGACGAUGGAUCCUACAAGCGCAUCCUUAGGGCCAUCAAGCACCUCGACGACUCCUCGAGUGAGGAGGACUUUGAGGUCACUGGUGCUAGUCUCCCUUCCGUCCGAGGCGCGGACAGGAAGCGGAAGCGUGACGAGCUCAAUUGA